AUGGCCAUGCUUCGUUUUAUUGUUGUCAUUACACUUGCGAUACCUCUAUUAGCGAUUAUAUUGGGAAGUAUCGAAAAUGCUCAGUAUACGAGUUUGCCUAAACCGAAGUAUCUUGGUCCAAUACAAAACGGCGCACCAUCGAGCACGAACGCAUUCGGUCGAUAUACAAAACCGUUUUCAGUCAUUGACUAUUCAUGGGUUUCUUCGUCGAAACUCUUCGACUUCUUCAACUUGAAACAUUGGGAUUUCAAAUCUAUAUCAACCGAACGUUAUUUCAUUGUAGCUGCCAUUGCUAAUUUUAAUUACAUUUCUGCGGCUUUUGUUUAUGUAAUUGAUCGAACUAGUGACGAUAAACCAGUUUAUCAAUAUUCAACUCGUUCAAUUCUUGCACAAGCACUCAAAGAACAAGCAAAAUCAUCCAUCGAAGGUUGCACACAUUUUUUUCGAUCAUCAGCCGAAUAUGUUCGUCUUUGUUAUAACAAAAGCACGAAAAUGUAUGUAGUCGAUGCUAAUGUACCAAUGGGGGAUGGUGUACAAGUAUCGUUUGAUUUUACCAUCGAUUAUUCAAGUGAAAAAGACGAAUCAAUGGUUUUACUUUACCCUGUUCUACAAACUCGUCCAGCGUAUACGCAUAAAAUAGCAGGUUUGCCAUCUCGAGGACAUAUUGAAUUCGGCAAUGAAAAAACUAAACAAGAGCUUUCAAAUGGUCUUAGUAGUAUAGAUUGGACAUUGGCUUAUUCAGAACGAUCAUCCCAUUGGAAAUGGAUUUCACUUUCUACAGUCGGGAUUGAUUCUUCAAAUGACGAAUCGGUUACCAUCGGAAUAAAUCUUUCCGAUAUAGUUUAUAACGACGAGAAUGGUGUAUCGAUGGAAAGUGCAGUUUGGAUUGCUGGUAAAGUUUAUAAAGUUAAUCUGAUUGCCUAUGAAUUACCUGAAAAACAAUAUUUAAUAAGUAGCUCAUGGCAAGUUUAUUCUUCCGGAAGUAUUGAUCGAAAUGCUCCGAAUAUUCGUUUGACUUUUCAACCUCAUGGUAGUCAAGAAGAACAUAUCAAUCUAUUUAUUCUUGACGCAGAUUUUGUACAAGCUUACGGUACUUACAAUGGAACAAUCGAACUAGCUGGUCGCAAGUAUAUUAUUGAAAACGGUUUCGGUGUUGCCGAAAAUCAUUAUGCAAAAUGGUGA
This is a messenger RNA of Adineta ricciae, 1182 nucleotides long. Lineage: Eukaryota; Metazoa; Rotifera; Eurotatoria; Adinetida; Adinetidae. The record is from the annotation of a GenBank genome assembly.